GGCUCGCCGAAAGUUAUCUGAACAAUAUCCUCAUCUUCACAACGCUGAAUUAAGCAAAACCACUUUUUACUCUUUGCUCAGAAUUUAAUUAAAAACUGAUUAACUUUAACGUUGAAAUUUGCGCGAAAAGCGCCAUCUGUUGGUCGUGUUUUCAGUCGGUGAAGGUGAAUUCCAUUUCUGUUUACAUUUUGUUUGCAAGUGAAUUUUUUGAUUAUGGUUGUUAAUUAACUAAAGUAAAUUAGUUAAUUAUCUUUUCUUGCCAAUAAUGGCUUCAGUUAUGUCCAUGUUGUUACGUCGAGGGAUUGGACAGAUGAAAAUCUCACCAGCUCAACUUCAAAUAGCCAGAAACUAUAGUGAUAUGAGAAUGUUCAAACCUGGACCUACACCUAAAACGGAAGAGGAAAGGAGAGCUGCUGCUGCAAAGUAUAAUAUGAUUCCAGAAGAUUAUCAAGUUUGGGAUGAGAAAUUGGGUUGGGGAGAUUAUCCCAAAUUUGAAGGAGUUGGUUGGGAUGCUAGAGAUCCUUAUGACGAUUAUGAUUGUGAAUAUGAUCGUUAUUGGUACGGUGAACCGGUUCACAUAGACUCAAUUCUUUGGGGACCCGUUGGUAUGAAUCCUGAUUGGGUAACUCAUAAACCAUGGUAUUACUUUUAUCUGGUUUCUAUUGGUACAGUCCUUGGAUUCACUUUCGUCGCCUUUGUCUUUGAAUACUUUAAUGUUAGAGUUAGCGGAAGAACGAAACCUAAACAAUUUCCUGGAGCAAACAAAGUCCACUAUACCUUUGAACCAGCUUACGAUUAAUAUUGAAUCGUUUCCACAAUUAAUAUAAGAAUCAAUUAGAUUUCUUCAAUUGUUGUACAUUAACCAUAAUUGAUUGAUUUGUUUUAGCGGAAAUUAAAUAUAUCCAUAUAAAUAUAAAUGAGAACUCAAACUAAA
This is a messenger RNA of Panonychus citri (citrus red mite), 934 nucleotides long. RefSeq names its product NADH dehydrogenase [ubiquinone] 1 beta subcomplex subunit 8, mitochondrial-like (gene ND-ASHI). Bases 266 to 799 code for a protein of 177 amino acids. The record is from RefSeq and is a predicted model, not a curated record. The transcript is spliced from 5 exons. Gene Ontology annotation, cellular component: mitochondrion. Lineage: Eukaryota; Metazoa; Arthropoda; Arachnida; Trombidiformes; Tetranychidae.